Messenger RNA from Cuculus canorus (common cuckoo), 1165 nucleotides. RefSeq names its product ATPase H+ transporting V0 subunit e2 (gene ATP6V0E2). Gene Ontology annotation, molecular function: proton-transporting ATPase activity, rotational mechanism. The transcript has 4 exons. The coding region runs from base 54 to 299 and encodes 81 amino acids. Gene Ontology annotation, cellular component: proton-transporting V-type ATPase, V0 domain. Lineage: Eukaryota; Metazoa; Chordata; Aves; Cuculiformes; Cuculidae. Gene Ontology annotation, biological process: proton transmembrane transport. The record is from RefSeq and is a predicted model, not a curated record.
CAGACCCGGUGUCCCCGCCCCCGGGAGGCGGUGCGGCAGGCGCUGCAGCGGCCAUGACGGCGCACAGCUUCGCGCUGCCGCUCGUCCUCUUCUCCGCCUUCUGGGGCCUCGUGGGCAUCGCCGCCCCCUGGUUCGUGCCCAAGGGGCCGAACCGCGGGGUGAUCAUCACGAUGCUGAUCACGACCGCCGUGUGCUGCUACCUCUUCUGGCUCAUCGCCAUCCUGGCCCAGGCUAACCCGCUGUUCGGGCCGCAGCUGAAGAACGAGACCAUCUGGUACGUGCGCUUCCUCUGGGAGUGAGCGGCGCCGCACGGAGACCCCGACACCAUCCCCUUCUUGCUGCUGUUCCAGCCUCUGCCCUCCUGUACCAGACAGCCCCAGAGGUGCUGGGACAGAGGCUGGACCCGCUGCCCCAGCGCACCCUCAGCACUGCAAUCUGGACCAGUGAUGACUGGGCCCCUGAAGAUGGCAGGCAGCCCCCCUGCCUGGGAUGAGGGUCUGGUAAUCCUGGCCCUGAGAGCAGCCGUGCUACAAGGGAGAGAAUCUCCUCAGCUGGCCGUGUGCUGCAGUCACUGACACCUAGCACCAUCCUGAGAGAGAUCUGUGUGUGAUCCCAGCAGAUUCUGUCCCUGCAGCACAUGGCCCGCUCCCUCCAGUGCCCUCAGCCCUCGCCCCCCAGGUGAAACCCCUGCUUGUAGCCGUAGAUGCCCUACUACUUGCCAUAUGCCCGGUCAUUUCAGGCACAGUCUGCCCCUCUGCCUGAGAAGGCAGGAGUGUGCAGCAUCCUCUCUUGUUUGGUAAGUUCCCUGCGUUCGCUUAGACCGAUUCCGGCUGUGGAGGUGAGAAGAGAGGGCUGACCCUGGAGAAGCAGACAGAACCCUGUAGGGGUAAUGAGGGAGGUGCUGGGGUGCAGGGCAGGUUCUGCUGCUCAGCUGCUUGCUGGAGGGUGUUAAAGGUGUGCUGCAUCUUCUCCCACCUCAGCAGUGAGGGUGCUGCAGUUGUGUCUUGGCACCACCAUCCCCCAACCUGUGUCUAAGUUCUGAGAAGAGCCAAGUAGGGUGCUGCAGUGUAGGUUUCCCCUUAUUUAUUAGAUAAUUUAUCUGUAUUUAUUUAUUUGUCUGUGUGUAUUAAAUUGGUGUUGUGAAAAUAAACCCUUUUUCUAGUAA